Brienomyrus brachyistius is the source of this 2809-nucleotide messenger RNA. RefSeq names its product cytoskeleton-associated protein 2. Gene Ontology annotation, cellular component: microtubule cytoskeleton. Gene Ontology annotation, biological process: negative regulation of microtubule depolymerization. The record is from RefSeq and is a predicted model, not a curated record. Bases 198 to 1976 code for a protein of 592 amino acids. The transcript has 7 exons. NCBI's taxonomy places the organism in Eukaryota, Metazoa, Chordata, Actinopteri, Osteoglossiformes, Mormyridae.
ACCGAGUCUCCAGCGCCAAAGUCGAACAGCGUCGUUCGUCCUCGGCACUGAAACGGCUCAGUCCGGCCGGUCGGGCUGCAGAGUAACAGGGCGGAACUGCAGAGGCUACGUUACCGCCGAUUUUACAGAAAUAUACAGCUUCAGUGUAUAAAAACGCUGCUGUCUGGCAGGUCAGAGGCGGUCAGUCACCCAGAGUAAUGGAUCCGGUAAUGCGAAGGAAAAUGAACACUAAAAAGGAUAAAGAGAACACUGAACCAGCAACGGAAGGCAAUAGAUCAACAACCCAGCCGACGCUUAAGAACAGGAAAGCAGGUGUGGAGGCACGCGGACUGGCCAAAGCCAGUAAGAAAAAUGAGGGAGCCACCCUCAGGGCCACCAAGACCCUGAUUGAGCAGCAGAAUGAGCCGAGGGCGGGGCCAGCAGCUCAGCCGUCCAAUGAGAAGCGCCGGACCAUCAGCCAGGCCUUCCUUUCCCAGCAAGCAGUGCAGCAGAAGAAGCUGGUUGCAGAGGUUGUCAAGCCCCAUGCUGCCGGCCCACCCAAGCCCAUCCCAGGCACCUAUAAGGGCCGGGUGGUUCAGUCUAAGGUGAGCUCCUUUUGGAAGCCAGCUGGUGGCGACAGUGAGGCAGAGGCUAAAGGCCCCGCAAGGCCGAUGGCACCAACGGCAGCCGUCACAAAGUCAGGGAAUUUGACCAGGGCGAGAGCCAUGUCCACAGCUGCUGCAGUGCCCGCAAAGCCCCAAGUGCAGAAAAUGGCUCUGCCCCCCAGAUCCAAAUCGGUACCACACAAGCCACCUCAACCCCCAGCCAACAAGAACACAGGGAACACGAUUCCAAAGCCAGCUGCCCCCAAGCCUCAGCGGCCAGCUCCUCGCCUAGAGUCCUCAUCGAAGGGGCCGGCUGUAGGUGCCCUGGCCAGACCAGGCUCCAGCAAGGCGCCUGGCACUCUAAGGAGGAAGGAGCCGAUUCUGAGUGUCAAGCCCAGGCCUCCAGGGGUGGCAGCAACAGAGAAAAGAGCCCCAAAGCCUCCGAGCGCCAGUACCAUGAGCCAGUACCGGGUUACCACGGAAACCGCGGAGGAAAGAAGAGCCAAGCUCUCAGUGUGGCUGGCCGCCAAGGGGAAGACCCUGAAAAGGCCCCCGGCCGCGUUGCCCACCGCAGCCAUUUCGAAACCUGCGACCAAACCGCACCCAAAGCCCAGAGCUGACUCCCAGCCCCAGACUGUUGCGGGAAAGCCGGAUUCGAACUUGCAACUUCAGCCUAUGGUCCAGCCAGGAUUGGACCUCUUACCUGCCGGGGAAUCUGUGUCUGACCUCGGGUCAGAACCUGAGAGACCGACCUCACCCAAGCCGGACCUGCUGAACACUACUUUGGACUUGCUGGACAGCUCGGACUUGGAGCUGUCCGUGGACCCGGAAAUCCGAAUGGAUGAUCUGGUGAUUAAUCUCUGCACUGCUAUGGAGGCCAUGGAAGUGGCUUCAGCGUCCGAUGCGAAUUCAGGAGACCGUGGCAACAGUGAGGAGGACGUCGGAGAGGAUAAAUUGGACGAGAUGGAGGGGAACAGAGAGGAGGAGGACAUCCCAGUGAAGGAGGAGUGUGAAGAGGAGCUGGAGCAGGAUGAUGAAGUUGGGAAGGAGGUGGAGGGAGCAUCAGUGUUGAGAUACAGCGUGAGGACCACACCCUACCUGCAGAGUGUGAAGAGGAGGAUCCAGCAGGACGCAACUCCGGGCAGCGUCCCCCGCCGCCAAAGCACCAUCAAGGACCUGAAGUUCCUGACGCCGGUGCGUCGCUCGUGCCGGAUCCAGCGGCAGUCCGCGCGGCUUCCGGCCAUGCUGGCGGAGCACGACCCGUGCGUGGCUUCUCUCGCCGAGCUGGCGCGGCUGGACGACGCCGUCGGGGAUGUUAGCGCCUACAUCUACCGCCACAACCCCGCCCUGCCGGACGAUCAGCUGUACCAGCCCAAAGAGGCGGGCCUCUGAGAGAGGGGGGACCAAUCAGAGGCCAGCUUUGGUGUGAGUGGCACCUGAGGCUGCAAACAGUAUGUAGUGUGGCUUCUGCUGUCAUGGAGGCACUAUAUUUAACAAUUGUGCCAUAUUUAGUCACCAAGUUUUUAUUUAUUUUUCUCAUCCUGCUGCAGUUCUAAGCAGGACCGAUGGUUAAACAGAGGCCUCAUAACCCACUUUGAGGGUGCUUGGUGCUCAGUGUUUUGGUUAAGUCAUUUCCGAUUGGCUUAUCUGGCAAUGAUUGACAGAUGCCCAGUUAGCCCCUCCCCCCACUGUGGGUGCCAGGCUUCUGUUCCUGUUAUGGAGGUUACCAAAGGCUGCCAUGAGUAAGUGGCCUGAGUCUUUGGUCCUUUUAAGCGACAGGCUGGAGGAUGUUGGUAUGCAUCAUGGGGAUGGUGGGGGUUAGGGGGGAAUCUACUUAAUUGCAUAACUGGCUCAAGCACUAAUGUACAGUAUUUAAAAAUGGGCCUUAAGCUUGUACUAAACUGCUUCAUGCAGAUACACUGCUAGCUGCAGUCUUGCUUCUGUUAGAGCUCAUAGUACAGUGUGGUACAGUGUACUGCUUACCCUAAUUCAGCCUGUGCUUAUGUUCUACUACUUAUUCCUCAUGUGGGAAUUGGGUGUUUUAAUAUGAUCUGACUGUGGUAAAUUCUAACUAAAUAUUAAGACUGACUAAUGACCCGCUGUUUGUGUGCCAAAGUGCAAUAUCGUAUUGCUCUGUUAUAAAAGAAAUCAGUAAAAAUCCAUUGGCAUGGAAGGAAUUUGUACCCUGAUUAUUUUAAAAAAAUAAAAUGCUGAAAUAAACUAAA